AUGGAAAUUGGUUCAGCCACCCAAGAAAAGACCGGGUCGACCACCCGUGGGUGUGGCUGGCUCAAGGCCUUGCCCUGGAAUAUUAAGAAGGCCAAGGUGAUUGAGAUUGUGAACAAAACAAAGAAGCUCGGAAAAGAUGAUCCAAGAAGAAUCAUACACUCACUGAAGGUUGGACUAGCUCUCACAUUGGUCUCCUUAUUCUACUAUUUCAGGCCUCUAUAUGAUGGUUUUGGGCAAUCAGGAAUGUGGGCAGUCUUAACUGUUGUGGUUGUUUUCGAAUUCUCAGUUGGUGCAACCUUGUGCAAAAGUCUAAAUAGAGGUUUCGCCACAUUACUAGCCGGUGCUCUAGGGAUUGGAACUGAGUACUUUGCAACCCUUUUUGGGAAGCAAGGAGAACCCAUUGUUCUUGGGCUUUUGGUUUUCCUUCUAGGUAUGAUUCAAUAUAAAUUAUAUCUUGAAAAUAUAGAGGAAAAUAAUGAGAAACUUAUACAAGCUUGA
Ilex paraguariensis (yerba mate) is the source of this 498-nucleotide messenger RNA. The record is from the annotation of a GenBank genome assembly. NCBI's taxonomy places the organism in Eukaryota, Viridiplantae, Streptophyta, Magnoliopsida, Aquifoliales, Aquifoliaceae.